UCUUCUCUGUUUUGUUUCUUGAAACUCUCUAUAUCAGCCCAAUGGAAACAGCCGAGGAGGCGAUAUCGGCAGCUAAGGCGCAAGCCUUGAUCAUUAAAGGGAAGAGGACUAAGAGGCAGCGUCCUCAGUCCCCAAUCUCUUUCUCUAUUGUCGCUCCAAUGUCUUCUCAAGAACCGGAUGCCCAAGAAGAGUCCACUAGUCUUGUUGCCAAGGAGAAGAGUCUCAAUGAUGAGAUAAACUACAACAAUAAUAAGAAUGAUAACAACAUUUUGAGCAAUGGUGUGACAUCUUCAUCUUCAACUUCUUCAUGUUUCAACAAUGCGACAUUAAAGGCCGCGGCUGACGAAGAAGAUCAAGAUAUGGCUAACUGUUUGAUCCUCCUUGCCAAAGGUCACUCUCUUCCACACCACAACCACAAUCACAACCACCAACAACCACAAACAAGACAACUUAUGGUAAGUUAUCAAGAAUCCGGUAAUAACAACAGCAGCAAUGCUUAUAGAUCUAGCAGCAGGAGGUUUCUAGAGACAUCUUCAUCUAACGGGACCACGACAAGUGGAGGCAGAGCUGGUUACUAUGUUUACCAAUGCAAAACAUGUGACCGAACUUUUCCUUCUUUCCAAGCUCUUGGUGGCCAUAGAGCCAGCCACAAGAAGCCUAAAGCCGCUCCGGGUCUUCAUGAGCUCAAGAAGUCUAUCUACAACGACGCCGUUUCUCUUCAUCUCAACGACGUCCUCACCACAACUCCUAACAACAGUAGUAACCAUAGAUCGCUUGUGGUGUACGGUAAAGCGAAUAACAAUAAAGUCCAUGAAUGUGGAAUAUGUGGAGCCGAGUUCACGUCCGGACAAGCCUUAGGUGGUCACAUGAGACGCCAUAGAGGCGCAGGGGUAGCAGCCACAGCCACCCCAACCGCGACAUUAGCACUUCCGGCCAGUGCGGCUACUGCAAACACGGUUUUGUCAUUGUCGCCUAUGUCGUUCGAUCAGAUGUCUGACGGUCCGGUUUAUCCGGUUCAGGCUCCGGUUAAGAGAGCUAGGAGUGCGGUUGUGUCGUUGGAUUUAGAUCUGAAUCUACCAGCUCCUGAAGAUGAGAACCGGGUCAACGGAUUAAGUGUUGCUCCAAAGCAAGAACAUGAACAAGAACAUGGACAAACACAACGGAGAGAAGAACAAAAGUCUAUUGUUUUGUCUUCUGCUCCUACAUUGGUAGAUUGCUAUUACUGA
Molecule: messenger RNA, 1226 nt
Organism: Brassica oleracea var. oleracea
Lineage: Eukaryota; Viridiplantae; Streptophyta; Magnoliopsida; Brassicales; Brassicaceae
Product: zinc finger protein ZAT5
Exons: 1
Coding region: 42-1226 (394 amino acids)
Source: RefSeq, a predicted model, not a curated record